Molecule: messenger RNA, 4633 nt
Organism: Neodiprion virginianus
Lineage: Eukaryota; Metazoa; Arthropoda; Insecta; Hymenoptera; Diprionidae
Product: ecto-NOX disulfide-thiol exchanger 2
Exons: 10
Coding region: 656-3016 (786 amino acids)
Biological process (GO): ultradian rhythm
Cellular component (GO): plasma membrane; external side of plasma membrane
Molecular function (GO): RNA binding; protein-disulfide reductase activity
Source: RefSeq, a predicted model, not a curated record
AUUCAUCACUUUAAAUUGAUUCUGACGGUAUAUGCUCUAAAAGGUGCCGUCCCAUGCGGGGCCGAUCGUCGGAAUCUAUUAGAUAGAUUUCGGCACUUCGAUAUCCCUAGGAAUUUUACAAUCCACGAUGUUGGAUGAGCCGGGAUGAGCACCGUUUGAACUACCAGUGGCGCGUUUAGUGCCGAGAAGAAAACAAAAAAGAGUACGGCGGGCAGCCGGCAAUGCAAACGGUGCUCAUUCAAUACCGUGGAUCGAAAAAUUCCUAGGGAUAUCACAUGUCAGAAUCUAUCUAAGCAUCACAGCCAUACACAUGCCUUGAUGCCUCUAUGUUCUUCGGUAGUAUAUGUGUGCUGAAAAUGAGAGUGCUUAAGUAAUGUUCGGUAAUCAGUUUUAUGUUUACUAAGAGUAGUUCAGUGUGUUUUGGUAAACGACUCGUUGACCGUGAUCACGAUCUUCACUCUUCCGUGAUUCUGAUUCGUUUCAUAUGAGUUGUCAUCGUGCUGUCAUAUUGUGUGGACGCUAAGUUACGCUGCAUAUCGACCACGCGCUGUCCAGUUCAAUGCGUGCUAAAACUUACUCAUGAGAGAUCCUAUCAUACCGGUAAAAAAAUUGUUAUUGUUUACAACAAAGUAAGGAGCUAAGAAGCUUAGUCACAAUGGCGUACAAUUUCCCAGGAAUGCCAGCAACACCGAUGCCUCCGAUGGGAAUGGGGCCAAUGGGACCUCUGGGCCCGAUACCUGGACCACAGGGAUUCAUGGAGUUAACAGCACGAUCAGCAAUGGGGCCUGGAUUUCCACCCCUUCCACCUGCCAUUGCAAUACCAGGGAUGAAUGAUUCCCCCUUGGAGUUUAGUACGAAUAAAAACCAACCUCCUAUUGCCAGGGAAAGCACCGAAGACAAUAAUGACAGAAGAAGUGAUAAAGGUGACGUCAGGAGAGAUAGGGACAGAGACAGAGAGCGCGGAGAACGAGAACGAGACAAUCGCGAGGGUGGAAGAAGGUUGAGAAAUGAGCGUAGUGACAAUAGACGUGAACGCGAAAGAGAUAGACGCGAUGAUCGGAUUGAGAGAGACAGAAGAGAUGACAGGCGAAAUGAAGAACGGAACAGUUCAAACUCUAACAAUAAUAACUGCAAUACAAGUGGCAGUGAAAUGCCAUCAUCUAAUACCAGUACCAGUAGUACGUCGCAUACGCCAAAUAUGGGAUCUCAGAUGGAGCCACCAACAGGAGUAUGGGGUAUGGGCGUAGGCUAUUCAAUGAUGGGAAUGGGGCCUAUGGGUCCAAUGGGUCCCAUGAUGGGUGAGAUGGCUAUAGGACAUCAUAUGGGCCACGGUUAUGGGCCAAUGGGAAUGGGAAUGAUGCCACACGACGGAGGGAUGCUAGGUGCUCAGAUGAUAGGCCCUGAUCAAAUAAUGCCAGAAGCUACAGCUCAGAUUAUGACUGGAGCGCUACCACCUCCGCCUGCAAAUUCUCAGGGAACGAAAGAGAUAAUUCAUUGCAAAAGUUGUACUCUUUUUCCACCUAACCCAAAUGCACCACCACCAACAACCAGAGAGAGACCUCCAGGAUGCAGAACUAUUUUCGUUGGAGGUCUACCAGAGAAUAUAACGGAGGCUGUUAUCCAAGAGAUAUUUGAGCGAUGUGGCGAGAUCACGACGUUACGGCUUUCAAAGAAGAACUUUUGUCACAUUCGUUUCGUUUUAGAAGCUAGCGUUGAUGCAGCUAUUUACCUUUCUGGAUACAGAGUUAGGCUUGGUUCAAGUGGAGAUGCUGCAAACACUGGACGGCUCCAUGUAGAUUUUGCCCAGGCACGGGAUGACCAGUAUGAAUGGGAAUGCAGACAAAGGCAGUUGCAGCGAGAGCAGCGGCACAGAGAAAGAGUAGAAAAAGAAAGACAACGACCACCCUCAAGUCCACCACCUGUGGUUCACUAUACGGAUCAUGAGGCAUCUAACAUAUGUGAAAAAAUCAAACAAGAUGACUCUUUCAUGAAAGCAGUACAAGUGGUGGUGACUUGGCUGGAACGUGGUGACUGUGUCAAGCGGAACUCAAAUACAUUCUAUUCAAUGAUACAAUCAACGAAUUCGCAUGUACGUCGACUGCUAACCGAAAAGGCAUCUUAUGAGGAAGAGCUCCACAAAGCUAAGGAAUUGAUGAAGGGCAGGAUGCAGGGUCUUCUGAUUCAAUUCAGUCAGAUUGAACGUGUGUUCACGGCGGCGAGUCACAAGAAGGUUUGGGACCACUUCACCAAGGCUCAAAGGAAGAAUAUUGAGAUGUGGAAGAAACAGUCUUCGGAAAUCAAAGCAGUGCAACUAGAAGAGGCAUUGAUGGAAGGUGAAGGUGAGAUGGACGUCUCAGAUUCCGAGGAUGAACCUCAACGAAAAAAGUCACGCAGUCAAUCCGAUGCUAAUGACGACGUUGAAGGGUUGCAGAAUUUGAAGGAAGAGAAUGACAGCCUGCGAUGUCAAUUGGAAGCAUACAAAAAUGAGGUGGAUGUCCUCAAGUCUGAGACGAAAACAGAAAUUGACUCAAAGGAGAAACAAAUGAAGAUGUUGCAGCAAACCUUAAAGGGAAUGCAAGAACAGCUUGUACAAUCGAAGAAACAACAAGUUCAAGAUGAUCAGAAGAUCAAGGACUUGACGGGAAAAUUAAAUGCAACGAAAAAGGAGGAUCCUGCAGAAAGUGAAAUAAUAACUUUAGACAAGGAUGAUGACAUUAAUGAAGAGCCAAGGACUCCAAAGCCGCCGCUACUUCUACCUGGAUGUGUACCUGUUAAUCAAAGAGAAGCUAAACUAAUCGGUUUGAUAGCUACUUUUCUACAUAUUCAUCCCUUUGGUGCAAGUGUCGAUUAUGUAUGGUCAUAUUUACAAAAGAUGGAACCAGGACUUAGACCAAACGAAGUUGAAAACCUAAUGCAACGAUUUCCACAAGUCUUCAAACAGGAACUCUCUGGUAUUGGAGCAAACAUGGAAAGGCGCUGGCAAUUUUGUGGUUUCAAUGUUCACCGCGGACACUAAGUACAUUGUAAAUGUUUUUAAACCUUGUCACGUACAUUAGGUAGCUAAUAAUAUUGACUUAGAUUAAAGAUACGCUAAAGACGAGUAAUUCUAUGAUCCCAGAUAAGCAUACCUUCUGAUGGGCGAGAAUCGAUCUAGAAUCCAAUGGCAUGAAGUGAUUCGAUGAUAACAGAAAAUUUUAAUUAUUAUUGCAGCGAAUAACGGUUUUUCUCAUUAAGGUGGAGCUUGUCAUUCAAUUCAGAUAAUGUAAAUUAUUAUUACUCUAUACAAGGAGCUCAUUCAAAAUAAAAAGAUAUAUGUUAAAGCAUUUUGAAGAUUUUCGUGUGACAAGAUGUUUUAAUACCAACGCUACAGAUAUUCAUCUCAUGUAUAUCUUUUUGGUAUAAAAAUUAGAGCAAUAUGACAUUGUUUACAAAAUGAACAUGCAAACAGCGAGUCACGCAGUUGACUGUGCUUUAGGGAUACCCUGCCUUCAUAAUCUAAAAAAAAGAAACUUUUUUUUCAACAUCGAACUGCUAGAAAACUGAAAGUUAUAUUAUAUAUAUUUGUUGACACCUGUGUGUCACUCCUUUUUCAUUUUUAUCUUUAAAUUUGGGAGAUAAAGCUCCAUCGAAUCAUCCUAAAAUUCAGGGGCAGAAAGAGUUUGAUCAAUAAAUGUGCACUAUCGCAUGUGAGGAUUAGAUCCGUAACUGUUUGUGAAACGCUUAAUUUACAUAUUUUUUAAUGAAUUACCUUCCAUAUCUCACAGCCCACACGUUAACAGCCUUAAGGAGUUUUGAGCAUACCAUCCGGUUUCCAAUGUUUUGUAAGGACUCUACUAAAAACGCGUGAGCGCGCCUGACGAUUCGGUCCUGAACUAAAGUUGCCAAUAUCGAUGGUGGAAUACUCAACUUGUUGAAAUUAUUUCUAAUAUUUUAAGAAAAUAGUGGCCUCAGUGAAAAUGUUCUCCGAAAUGCUACGGUUACUGUUAGAAUUCUGAACAUGAUUUCGGCGAUUUACACAAAAUUAUAUGACACCCGCAGAAAACUCUACGUCUUUGCAGAAUAAUAAAUUCCGCUAUCCCGCCAUUUGAGCGUCACUGGUGCUUUGUAUUUCGCAAAAUUUGGCAGUCUUGAUGACGAUCAGUAAAAUCGGCAACAACAGUACUAUACUUUCUCUUGAUUGAUGUAAGUUGCUAAAAUUGAAUAAUGAUGUGGUUUCAUUGUUUGAGGACAGCCCCUUUCGGAGUCAAGUUGUUAUAUUAUAAAGUUCUUUUGACUGACCUCUACACCCAAACAAACACAUUACAUUUUCUUUCAUUUUUUGAACUUUGUUAUUUUUCCCGUCUUUGAAUUUAUUCUUCUCUCUUCCAUUCCGAAAGAAAUUAUUAUGCACUAUAUCUACUGAAUUAUUGAGAAACGGGCAAAAGUUCAACUUGAAUAGUAUUUUCAACACGACUGGAGUACCGCACCAGUGAAAUAAGCGUCAUAGUGCGGCGCAUCGAAAACUCGAUGGCAAAAUCUUAUAUAAAAAAAAAACCAACAAAAUGUACAGGUAAAUCUCACCUUAUCGGGAAUUCAGAUAAUUCGAAGGAUCCAUCGAUUGUUUAAUUGGUUAUUGUAAUUAAUUAACACGACA